Molecule: messenger RNA, 416 nt
Organism: Cephus cinctus (wheat stem sawfly)
Lineage: Eukaryota; Metazoa; Arthropoda; Insecta; Hymenoptera; Cephidae
Exons: 2
Coding region: 21-377 (118 amino acids)
Source: RefSeq, a predicted model, not a curated record
UACAGUAGAAACUUACGGUUAUGGCAGUGCUGAUUACAACAGUGCAAUAUUAUGGUUACGUCGAUCGUUUUUCUCUCUAUUUUUUUUCAACACGAUCUAGAACAAAACCAGCAGCGAAGCACCUGGUAGUAAACGUUAACGAUAAUGUUCCUCCUGAUAAAUGGCAUUGCUCGAUGGAAUACGGAAGCCAGAACGAUGACCACAAACAAUCAUCUCAAUAUGCAUCAUCGUUAACCGCUAGAAAGCAUUAUGUGCCUCAUUUACUAGAAGACGUCCAGCGCAAGACCAAGAGAAGACCUCAGACCGGUACUUCUCAUCCUGGUAAGUCGAUUGAUCGAGCCGAUGAUAAAUUCCUGGUCACUUACGUCGGCGAGUGACGUGACGCAGAGUGGACAGGCAGAUGAGUAGUCCAGACA